Messenger RNA from Phyllostomus discolor (pale spear-nosed bat), 3981 nucleotides. It is a transcript of the gene HSPA9, whose product is annotated as heat shock protein family A (Hsp70) member 9. Bases 433 to 2472 code for a protein of 679 amino acids. NCBI's taxonomy places the organism in Eukaryota, Metazoa, Chordata, Mammalia, Chiroptera, Phyllostomidae. Gene Ontology annotation, cellular component: cytoplasm; mitochondrion. The record is from RefSeq and is a predicted model, not a curated record. Gene Ontology annotation, biological process: protein refolding; cellular response to unfolded protein. Gene Ontology annotation, molecular function: heat shock protein binding; misfolded protein binding; ATP binding. The transcript has 17 exons.
CCUCCCACGCAACUAACGCAAGGAGACUGUAAUCGCUCGGCAAUUUAUCCCGUGUGACCUUGAGGCUUUGCUGCCUCGGAGGACCGGGGCUGUCCAAUGUAUUGCCUUUUUACCUCUCUUAGCCUCCUCGCCUCUCACUGGGCCCAAACCUGCCGCAGCCAAAACGGAAGGACAUACUUUUUCAACCACCAUAGUGCGGAGUGUACUAGCCGUACGCUCUGAUUCUGGGAGCAGAGGUGAGGUAGUCUUUGGUCCGGCAGCGUUGGCAGCGCCUCAGCGGAAGAGCGGGCCUCCAAGCCCCAGCGACCAACCCCCGCCCCCGCCACCCCACGUGGUUGGAGGUUUCCAGAAGCGUUUCCAGCGCCGCGCAGCGCAGCUCUAAGGCUGUCGGAGUGACUGUUUGCUGCCUCGUACUUUCACCAUCUAACCGCCAUGAUAAACGCCAGUCGAGCCGCGGCAUCCCGUCUCAUCGGCGCUGCAGCCUCCCGUGGCCCCACGGUCGCCCGCCACCAGGAUAGCUGGAAUGGCCUUAGUCAUGAGGCUUUUAGAAUUGUUUCAAGGCGGGACUAUGCAUCAGAAGCAAUCAAGGGAGCCGUUGUUGGUAUUGAUUUGGGGACUACCAACUCCUGUGUGGCAGUUAUGGAAGGUAAACAAGCAAAGGUGCUGGAGAAUGCUGAAGGUGCCAGAACCACCCCUUCAGUUGUGGCCUUUACAGCAGAUGGCGAGCGACUUGUUGGCAUGCCGGCCAAGCGACAGGCUGUCACCAACCCAAACAAUACAUUCUAUGCCACCAAGCGUCUUAUUGGCCGCCGAUAUGAUGAUCCUGAAGUCCAGAAAGACAUUAAAAAUGUUCCCUUUAAAAUCGUCCGUGCCUCCAAUGGUGAUGCCUGGGUUGAAGCUCAUGGAAAGCUUUAUUCUCCCAGUCAGAUUGGAGCGUUUGUUUUGAUGAAGAUGAAAGAAACUGCAGAAAAUUACUUGGGGCAUACAGCAAAAAAUGCUGUGAUCACUGUCCCAGCUUAUUUCAAUGACUCUCAAAGACAGGCCACUAAGGAUGCUGGCCAGAUAGCUGGACUAAAUGUGCUUCGGGUGAUUAAUGAACCUACAGCUGCUGCUCUGGCCUAUGGUCUAGACAAAUCAGAAGACAAAGUCAUUGCUGUAUAUGAUUUAGGUGGUGGAACUUUUGAUAUCUCUGUCUUGGAAAUUCAGAAAGGAGUAUUUGAGGUGAAAUCUACCAAUGGAGAUACUUUCUUAGGUGGUGAAGACUUUGACCAGGCCUUGCUGCAACACAUUGUGAAGGAGUUUAAAAGAGAGACAGGAGUUGAUUUGACCAAAGACAACAUGGCACUUCAGAGAGUUCGGGAAGCUGCUGAAAAGGCUAAGUGUGAACUCUCCUCAUCUGUGCAGACUGAUAUCAACUUGCCAUAUCUUACAAUGGAUGCUUCUGGACCUAAGCAUUUGAAUAUGAAGGUGACCCGGGCUCAGUUUGAGGGGAUUGUGUUUGAGCUAAUCAAGAGGACCAUCGCCCCAUGCCAAAAAGCCAUGCAAGAUGCAGAAGUCAGCAAGAGUGACAUAGGAGAAGUGAUUCUUGUUGGUGGCAUGACUAGAAUGCCCAAGGUUCAGCAGACUGUGCAGGAUCUCUUUGGCCGAGCCCCAAGUAAAGCUGUCAAUCCUGACGAGGCUGUGGCCAUUGGAGCUGCCAUUCAGGGAGGUGUGUUGGCUGGUGAUGUCACAGAUGUGCUGCUCCUGGAUGUCACUCCCCUUUCUCUGGGUAUUGAGACUCUGGGAGGUGUGUUUACCAAACUUAUUAACAGGAACACCACUAUUCCAACCAAGAAAAGCCAGGUGUUUUCUACAGCUGCUGAUGGUCAGACUCAAGUGGAGAUUAAAGUGUGUCAGGGUGAGAGAGAGAUGGCUGGAGACAACAAACUUCUUGGACAGUUUACUUUGAUUGGAAUUCCCCCAGCCCCUCGUGGAGUCCCUCAGAUUGAAGUUACAUUUGACAUUGAUGCCAAUGGGAUUGUACAUGUUUCUGCCAAAGAUAAGGGUACAGGACGCGAGCAGCAGAUUGUGAUCCAGUCUUCUGGUGGGUUAAGCAAAGACGAUAUUGAAAAUAUGGUUAAAAAUGCAGAGAAGUAUGCUGAGGAAGACAGGCGAAAGAAGGAACGAGUUGAAGCUGUUAAUAUGGCUGAAGGAAUAAUCCAUGAUACAGAAAGCAAGAUGGAAGAAUUCAAGGACCAAUUGCCUGCUGACGAGUGCAACAAACUAAAAGAAGAGAUUUCCAAAAUGAGGGAGCUCCUGGCUCGAAAAGAUAGUGAAACUGGAGAAAACAUAAGGCAGGCAGCGUCUUCCCUUCAGCAAGCGUCGUUGAAACUCUUCGAAAUGGCGUACAAAAAGAUGGCCUCUGAGCGAGAAGGCUCUGGAAGUUCUGGCACUGGGGAACAAAAGGAAGAUCAAAAAGAGGAGAAACAGUAAUACCAGAAAACUUUGGAGCCAAAAGGACAUCAUCUUAUGACGCUUGGGAGUAAAGGGAUUUCCUGAGCAGAAAUGGGAGAACUUCAUUCUUUUACUGUGUUUUUGCAGUAUUCUAUAUAUAAUUUCCUUAAUAUGUAAAUUUAGUGACUAUUAGCUAAUGAUCAUUUAAUGAGUGAUAAUUCCAACAGUGCAAAGCUCACAAUGUUCUGCCCCUAGCCUAUCAUUUUUCAGCUGCACGUGAAAGGGAAGAUGAUAUAUUGAUCAUUUUAAAGACUUAACAUUGUUUUAUGCUGAAGUAAUCCUAUUUCCAAGGGGUGAAACCAUCCCACACAACAAUGAAGAUAGUCAGUCAAAGACAUGGAAUGAGACCAUCUGGGGAUAAGAUACUUAACUACUGCUCUACCAGUGUGUGUGUACAUUGGUUCCUUCAACUGAGGCCUUGCAAGGCAAGUCUGCCAUGCCAGAGGUAGAGCAAUGGAAACAAGGUCAAUGGAAAACAAAGUAUUUGUGUUAAGUGCAACUCUUAAAACAAGGUAAUAAGGCUUCGUAAUUUUUCUGUGGGACACUUUUAUAGCUACCUUGUGGCUUUUGUCUGGUACCUGUAUCUUUGAUUUUUUUUGAUCCAUUCUGGAUUUUUUAAAAAAUAAAUAUGAAAAGCAUCUUGAUCUCAUUUGUGAAGAGUGAGACUCUUCAGAUUUAGCUUUGAGAAUAUAAUAUGCAUCAUACUCAAAUAUGUUGGAAGUGCUGGUAUAAUGAAAUAAGCAUUGUCACCAAGGAUAGGUCUGGUUCUGAGGUUUGUUUGUUUUUUUUAUAGCCCCAUCUUUUGUUUGGAAUGUUAAAGUCUAGGUAGAUCUCCAGCUUAAAAACUGGGGCUACUAUUUUCAGGUUGCUUUCUGCUGCUCUAUGUAGCUUUAUAUCAAUCUAGUAGUAAAUCCUAAGGUGUAAGUUCUGUGGCUCAGUAAUACUAGGUACUGCUUCUUUCCAUAUUUUUGUGUACAGUCAGUGAGUUGCCUUAUCCUAAAUUCUGUUGUAGUUCUGAUUACCACAUGCUAACAACUUCAGAAGCAGAACUUGGACUGCAUCUUUCCUAUAUCUUAAAUAUUUAAGUAUUGAGAAUUUUUCCUUCAAAUCUUCCAAUAGACUUCCCCUUGUGUUUCAUGGACUACUAUUGUAGACCAUGCCUAAAAGAAUUUUAAUAACAUGGGGCUUGGAUUCCAUCAGAAGUAAUGCUUCCUUUUAUUUUGUGGUGAUAAUCUAGAAAUGAAAUUCAUUAGUGUUCUAAUGUGAAAGACAUUGCAUAAUUACAUUCCUAGAAAGUUGUUCAUUAACACCCAUGUAAAUACUUCUUGAGAUUCAUAAAAAAUAAAUUCUAGGCUCGAGUUCUCAGCCACAAAGUUGGUGGGAACCUUGUGGAACAUGUAGUGAUUAUCCAUGACGGAUUGUUUUGUGGUAUGUUAGAUAUUUAGCAUCUGUGGUUGGCCCUUGCCCAGUAAACAUCUCUUGUAUCUC